GCCCCUCGGGCCGAGCUCCGGGAGCCGCCGGGCGGAACGGGGUCGGAGACGGCGGGCCGUGAGCUCCCAUGCAUUUCCUCUGCCAGCCGUGCUAACGUCCGAAGGAUGGUGGCCUCCUCGUUCCGUUACGGCGUCACCAUCACCGGGGUCGUGCUGUUGGUGACGGGGACGCUGUGCUUCGCCUGGUGGAGCGACGGGGAGGUGGGCACAGCAGUGGGCAGCGGGGCUCACCUCCUGCCCCCCCGCGAGGCCCAGGCUGUGCCCAGCUCUUCCAACGCGCUGCUGCGCUCCGUCAGCUUCUUCUGCUGCGGCAUCGGUGGCAUCCUGCUCCUCUUUGGGCUGCUCUGGUCCGUCAAAGCCAACGCCAGCGUGGUGUCACGGCGCUAUCAGUACCGCUUCCCCCACGACCUGCAGUACUUCACUGCUGAGCCCCCGGAGAAGUGGAACUGCAGCUCCUGGGACGCCACUGCCAUCCCCACCUACGAAGAAGCCCUGACCUGCAGACCUGCUCAUGGCACGUACCUCCACCCCGCAGUGAGCAAGGAGGAGCUGACACCACCGCCAUAUCAUGACUUGGAGGAGGAGGAGGAGGAAGAGGAUGAGCGUUGGCAGAGCGGCCGCCGCCGCAGCUCCUCCGACAGCGCCUUGUUCCGCCCCAGCCCCUCAUGGUUGGACACCCAGAGCCCUGCUGGGCCACAGGAAACGCCGCCCCCCAGCUACGAGAACAUCAGCAUUCGGGGUGUCUGACUGAGCCCCGUCCUUCAGCAAGGGGAGAGCACGGGUGGCACGGGGCUGUCCUCCAUUCUGAGCAAUGCAUCUGGGACAAUGUUCACAGCUGGCAUGUUGGAAGCCUUCGUGUUUUUAAUAAAACCAC
Molecule: messenger RNA, 874 nt
Organism: Lagopus leucura (white-tailed ptarmigan)
Lineage: Eukaryota; Metazoa; Chordata; Aves; Galliformes; Phasianidae
Gene: TMEM61
Product: transmembrane protein 61
Exons: 3
Coding region: 106-747 (213 amino acids)
Source: RefSeq, a predicted model, not a curated record